Rotaria sp. Silwood2 is the source of this 1419-nucleotide messenger RNA. NCBI's taxonomy places the organism in Eukaryota, Metazoa, Rotifera, Eurotatoria, Philodinida, Philodinidae. The record is from the annotation of a GenBank genome assembly.
AUGCCUAGUUUUUAUCAUUCGAAUUAUCAACGAAAUCAAAAUUAUAAAUGGCUAAAUAGUAGUUGGCAUUUAUUACCAAGUCAAACUCCACAAAGUUCAUGUAUCAGUAAACCAUCACUUCUUCAAGUUGCUGUUCGUAGUCGAAAUCGUCAUGGUAAAAAUGUUCUUCUUUUUGAUCUUCAAGAAUUAUUUGAUCGAUCAAAUAUUCAUUUUCGUGAAUAUAAUACAAGUAUUAAUGUUCAUAAUUUAAUGCAAUUAAUGUUUAAUCAUUCCAAUGCAUAUAAAAUUUCUCAAUCAUUAUUAAAUGAUUUAGCACAAUUAAAAUGUUCGUAUGAUGAAGAUUGUUUUCAUACAUCAAAACUUCAUCAUUGCAUUGAAUUAUCAGAUAUUUAUCGUAAAGUUUUUCCUAAUGAAAAAGAUCAACAAAUUUAUAGUCUACAACGUAUGACAGCAAUGACACUUCAUUAUCAAUUAGAUAAAAAACAACAAUGUGCAAAUUGGUCAAAACGACCAUUAACACAAUCAUUAAAAGAUUAUGCUGCUAUGGAUGUUAUUGUUAUGAUUGAUAUUUAUGAACGAUUAAAAACUAGAAUUGAACAGAAAUUAGACGACCAAGAUCCUGAAACACCAACAUGGAAAGAUUUUCAAAAUUCUCUUGAAAUAUCAAUUGAUUUAAGUCAAAUUGUUCUCUAUCAAUGUAUAUGUGGUGAACGAUUUAUUACAAAUAAAACUCGUAAUAAACAUGCUCGAACAUGUAUCCAAGAACAACAGCGAAUUGAACAAGUAGCUAUAAAUGAAAAACGUCCUCGUAAAAAGAAGACUAAAAGAAUAUUAAUUAAUAAUAAUGAUCCAAUAAAACCUGAAAUAAAUAUUGUAGCAUCUUUGCCAAAACUUGAUUUUGAUGCACCACCUCCAUGUGGUCGUGGAUAUAUUCCACCAGCACUUAAACGUGCUUAUCAAUCUAUGAAUCAAAUAUCAUUAUAUGAACAAGUUCGAUGUUCAUCAGCAUUUGAUGAAUUUAAUCAAUUAAAUGAAAAUCGUCCACCUGAUGCUCAAUAUUUUCUUGAAGAUGAUGAUACAGAAGUUGCACAAGCAUUUGGUCUUGAAAUAAUGAAUAUAUCUUCAAAACCGAAACGAUUAAAUCAAAUUAAUCAAAGUCAAACAAAUGUAUCAUUAAUACCUAUAUCUAAACAAAAACUCAAAAUAGCUGCUUAUCCACCAAAAAAUCAAUUUCUAUCUCUCAAUACUCAAAAAACAUUAUCUGAUGAAAAUGAUUUACUCGAUCGUUUGAAAGAUGAUUUUGAUAGUCAACCUGAUUUUCAUUGUCAUCUUUUUGGUUUAGGCGGCCGUGGUCGAUCAUCAUCAAUGCAUUUAUCUCCUCCAGAACCGUUUCUUAGUAAACGAAAUAAUUUCACCUAA